This is a messenger RNA of Ilex paraguariensis (yerba mate), 246 nucleotides long. The record is from the annotation of a GenBank genome assembly. NCBI's taxonomy places the organism in Eukaryota, Viridiplantae, Streptophyta, Magnoliopsida, Aquifoliales, Aquifoliaceae.
AUGCUCAGAAGGGACCAAUAUCACACUUUGGCAUGGGACACUGGGAAGAUUGUAGGGAAUGUUGAUGCAAAUCAGCUCAAAAACACCAUGACAGCGAUAUCUCAAAAUGGGCGUUUCAUUGCAGCUGCAACUUUUAUCGAUGAUGUGAAGGCAAUGCGCGAUAUUUUAUUUCAUCACCACCACAUAGAGAAGGUCUGUUGCUGUCGUGAAGCAAAGAAUAUGGUAUGUCUAAAUGGUCACUGCUAA